AUGUCUAAUGUUAUUUUCUUUCGCUCCCACUGGAGGGCGCUGUUUGUCAAAGUGCGGAAGCUUGAAAAGCACAGCGGCCAUUUCUCAGCAGAGAGAUUGCGUGUUCUUCUUCCAAUCUGUUGUGUAAGCCCCUUAAAAAGCUUUGCUUAUUGGUGCUAUCACUUGCCAUAUUGUAGUGACGUUGUUUGGCCCACGAUUGCAGAGAGAGACUGCAAUGGCACUCGGCAGUCUCCAAUAGACAUUGUAACUGCUAAUGUCCUGCCUGAUGCUAAUCUAAUGUCCUUUAAAUUUACUGGUUAUGAUGACGACACAACAUUUUAUGAAAUUGAAAAUAUUGGCUAUACAAUUCAGAUUGCACUUGAUCAAGAAAAAAUGCAAAUGGAAGGAGGUGGUCUGCCGGGAUUGUUUAUCAGUACUCAGUUUCAUCUUCACUGGGGUAUGGGCAGUGCCAUGCCUGGAUCUGAACAUGCAGUAGAUGGCAAAAGAUAUCCCAUGGAGUUGCACAUAGUAAACAAGGCAGUAGAUGAUCCAAAUGUAUUGGCUGCCCUUGGUUUCUUUAUUGAGGCCACUAAUGACACUGGGAAGCCAAAGAGCUGGAAGACCUUGACAUCUUAUCUUGCAAAAAUUGCCAAUGCAGGCGAUAAAGUGUGCAUCACCCAAUAUAUAUCCAUGGACGAUUUGCUCCCCGAAGUUGACCGAACUAAAUAUUACCGCUAUCUUGGUUCUUUGACCACACCCAACUGCAAUGAAGGUGUGGUGUGGACAAUCUUUAAAGACCCUAUUAAAGUCAGCCAAGAUUUGAUUGACCUGUUCAGUACAACUGUCUACAUCAACAAGGUGUCCAGCUCACCCCUAAUGACCAACACUUUCAGGGGGAUCCAGCCCAUCAAUGGCAGAAUUGUCGCAUCACAAGUAACUAGUACUAUUUUAUCUUCCGAAACAAACCCUUGUUUUUGAGGCUCCUCUUUUUCGCAGACCACUGUAUCGAUCUCAACAUUUGAUGUUGAAACUGAUGCAUACUUUUGAUGUACAAAUGGUAUGGUGUGGUGCGUUGCGUUGCAUUUUCUAAUAAAAAAAUCCUAUAAGCUGAAUUUUAACUGACUGUAUAGAGAAUUGGCUUUGCACAAAUCCAUCUCAAGUAUGUUCUAUGUAGAUUGAAAUUUUACCUGUAUCGUGCUAGUCUAUUGGAGUUGUUUUUAAGUGUGUAAUGCUGCUGAAAAAAUUGCUAUUAAAAAUGUUUCAGCCCAAUAUCUGUCAGCUCAAAUGGAUCUGUAGACCGUUUCAUCUAAACAACAUAAACAAACGUUACUGCACAUGCACACUUUUGUGACCCCCAACUUAACUUCAGGUACACAUUCACAAACAAUACAGUGCCUGUAGAUUAUUUCUGAUAACAAUCAAAAGAAACUGAGAAGAUUUUGCUAAACUUGUCUCUCCAAUAUUUUGAAUUUAGACUGCAAUACCAGUCUAAGUCUACCAUAUGGUUUUAAAUGCGACCAAAUACAGGACUCAUUCAACAAAUUGUUUAUUUAUUUAUUGCAAAAAAUCUAGUUGUUUGGAAUUUGCUUAGUGCGCUCAUACACAAUAAUAACAAACAUUUGGAUCCAUACAUAAAUACAUACACAUACAUGCAUCCAACUGUAGAUAUUUGUCCCAUCAAUUAUAAAGAGUGAGAUGUAGACGCAAAAAUACCCAAGGAGUUAAGAGAAUGAACAAUCCUACAAUAAGUACUGUUCAGAAAGCGUGUAGACUUGGUUUUAAUUGCUCUAAGGCGCCUGCCUGAAGGAAGAGGCGUAAAGAGGUGUCUGGCUGGAUGUAAAGAAUGUUUCAAAAUUGUUAAACCUUUUUUCUGCAAACAUGAGACAUAAAUCUCAUCAAUAGUGCGAAGAUAACAGCCAAUAAUUUUUGAAGCAGCCCAAAUAAUAUGAUGAACCUGCUUUCUCUGCUGAACUGUGGAGCUACCAUACCACACUAAUAAAAUGAACAUACAACAAAAUUCAACAAAUCAUUUAUUUAUUACACCACAAAACGAUACAAAUUAAUAUUAACACAAAUAAAAUAUAAAUAGUUAUAUUAUUAGACAUUUGCCAAACACAAACUGGGGGUCAGGUGGUCUGUUGAAAUGGUCUAUAGAGGUCAUAAAUGACUCCUAAUGAUUAUUCUGGUUAAGUGCACUUUUAAUGUAGUUAGAGUUGAGUGGGUGGUUUAUGUAAUUGAAACACUGUUAAACUUACCGUAAGUCGUGGCCUAAUGGUUAGAGAGUCGGACUAGUGACCAGAAGGUUGCAGGUUCGAUUCCCAGAGCCGGCGGGUAACGAAUGAGGUGCCCUUGAGCAAGGCACCUUACCCCUACUUGCUCCCCAGGCGCUGCAGUGGAGCCACUGUACGUGUGUUCACCACUUGCUGUGCGUGUGUUCACUACUCUCUGGAUGAUGCAGAGGUCACAUUUCGGGUAUGUGUCACCAUAUCUGACUAAUAGGUCACUUUCACUUCACUUUAUAUAUUUCUGUAAACAUCAGGAUGUUGCUUCGAACCUCAAUGAUCUAAUGCAUAUGGCUAUAUCAUAGUUUAACGUGCAUGUAGAAUUUUUUUGUAUUUUAUCUGUGGCUAUUUAUUUUGUUUUUGAACGAUGCAUGUUUAAAAUAUUGAUUAUUCAAGCUUUAUUCAAUCUAUGGGUAAUUUGCGCACAAAGAGGUUCUAUUUGUCAAGAGCUAUUAAUUUAGCGUUCCAAAUAAAAAAAAGGUACAGUAUUGCCAGUGGUCACAUAAAACCCUAGAAGUAUGCUGCUCUUUUGAACACAAAGAAAUAUAUUUGGAAUAAUGUUUGCAAGUGGCAUUUCUUGGAUUUCAAUGACUACUGUACUAGAAAAAAUUACAAUGGUAUAGUCAAAGGUGCCCCAGAACUGUUUGCUUUCCUAAAUUAUUCAAAAUAUAUAAUUUUGUGUUUAACAGGACAAAAAAGGUACAAUCAUUUUUCCUGCUAUGGUAGUCAAUGAUGUACCAGAAACAUAAACAAAGAUCUAUUUUUGCGUUCAACAGAACAAAGAAAUCUGUACAGGUUUGGAACAAUUUGAGGGUGAAUAAAUGACAGAAUUUUAGUUUUUGAGUGGAGUACCCCUUUAAAAGUGCUUUUAGAGAGACUUCACACAUGGGUCUUUAACCAGAUAUUGACAUCUGACCUAUCAGUAUGAUAAAAAUUCCAUGGAAAUUUAAGCUUUCAUCAGUAUGAUAAAAAUUCCAUGGAAAUUUAAGCUUUCAUCAAAGUUUUUAUUGACCACAAAAAAGACACUUGCAUUAAAGCUGGGGUUCUUAGACUGUAGGACAACUGUUAAAUGCAAAUAUGUUAACUAACCAAAUUACAGUACAGUCCAAAGUUUGGAUAGCAAAGCGCAUAGGUGAAACCCUGAAGUCUUUUCAUUUAGAUUCAUCAUUUGGUAGGUAGGUUUCAAGACUUGACAGGUUGCAUGACAAAUAUCUGUAAGUUCAGUUGUAGACAAACAUUGUUUGUUCUGACCACAUUGUGUUUUGUAAAACACUGUAUGAAUGAUAAAGGGCUCGACAUAGUCCAUGCGAAUUGCGCUUUCAUUCUGCGUUUGGGGGUAAAACGAAUUUAGUGUUUUGAACAAUCCAACACCCCUUUGUUUCUGGAGGCAGGGUUUACAUGACGUAUCCAAAUAGCCUCUGCGCACGUGGCCACACAAACAACACACCCACCUACUACGUAAUGGCCAUGGACCAAUGGUGGCUCGAGGGUGUUUACCGGCCAACACAAACUUUCCCGGAGAGCUGUGUUUGGUUUGCUAAUGCGAACUAGUGAAACGAAUUGUAGUUUGGACCAGAUUUUGUUCGAAAUCAGGUCACAGAUGGUCGUUUUUCGAUUUCGAAUGUAGUAUGCUGAGCCCUUCAGAGUGCAUUAAAAAACAUUUAGAGGCAUUUUAAAACCAAACACCUCAUGAUUCUGCAUUUUGUUGUGCCUAUGCAGUAAUCAAUUUCAUUGUUUGAUUUUAAGGACUUUUUUAUUUCAUACAAUAAACAAUUUUGAUACUCAUGGUCACUGUCAGCACUUAUUAAAACCUACGGUUGGGCUCCACUGGUAUUAUUAGCUGGUCUGUAAUUGCAUUUUAAUAAAAAGAGACAAAGGAUGUUUCUGAUGUUAUGUGUGUCACCAUUCAUUGUCUAAACCUACAUACCGGACUAAAUUACCCAUCAUCCAUUGCACCUCAUCAGCCAUAUUGAUUACACCCGCACCUGUUCCUCAUAAACCCGGAUUCUUUAUAAACUUACCUCACACCACUUGUCAUGUGGCCUAUCUCACGAAGCGAGGUGAACAAACACUGAGUUGCUGAGUUGCAGACCAAACCAGACAAACCCAACUUGGUUUAGAUCAGGGGCUUGUUUCAAUCAGGAGGUUCAACCAACUCUAGGUUAAACCUUGAACUCAGAGUUGGUUUACUUAGAAAUUAGAAACUUUGAGUUUUUGGUUUCAGAACAGCUGGGGCAUGUUCAAGCUCAAGCCGGUGUGCAACGUUUUGCUACGGUUUCCGGGUUGAAUGACACGUUUCCUGGAAACGGUUUGCAACGGUGUGCAACAGGGUUUGAGUUUGGUGGGUGUGUCAAGAAUGUCAGCCCAAUCAGCAGCAACAUGUGUAUAACCCACGCGGUAUUAAAGAGACAGCUCGCACAAUGGGUCCACCUAAAGUCGUUAUGUGUCCGCUGCAGCUCGGUAUACGCAACAAUUGAAGAUAUUAGAAGAGAUGUAUUUUGCAGUAUUCAACACGUAUUUAUACCGAUUUCAUCAGGCUCCGAAAAUUCUUCAAAAAGAACACAAAGAAUGGCCUUCUCAGCUAGUUCAACUCUUGCGUCAUCACAACAGGGUGUUCAACCGCACCACCGUUUCCGUUUAAAAAACGUUUUGCAAAGUUUUGUCGGGGCUGAACGCAGCCCUGAUUUGAGUUAGUUCAAUUUACUCUGGGUAGGCUUACCCUCGGUUAAGCACGUGCACCACGACUAUAAAAAGUCAUCAUCAAUGGAGCUCCGAUAUUACGAUUCACCAUGGCAAUGGCACCAAAAAAAGCAACAUGGCGGCAGAAAGCAUUUGAGAGUGAGGUACACUUUCCGCUCUGCAUACAGUGGAUUUACUGAUGUCCUGAAAAUGACUUUUUGAAGUUUAAAUUUAUAAAUGUACCAAUAAACAAAUAAAUUAAU
Triplophysa rosa is the source of this 5203-nucleotide messenger RNA. RefSeq names its product carbonic anhydrase XVb (gene ca15b). The transcript has 9 exons. The coding region runs from base 1 to 957 and encodes 318 amino acids. Gene Ontology annotation, cellular component: plasma membrane. The record is from RefSeq and is a predicted model, not a curated record. NCBI's taxonomy places the organism in Eukaryota, Metazoa, Chordata, Actinopteri, Cypriniformes, Nemacheilidae. Gene Ontology annotation, molecular function: zinc ion binding; carbonate dehydratase activity.